This is a messenger RNA of Ornithorhynchus anatinus (platypus), 5172 nucleotides long. RefSeq names its product importin 8 (gene IPO8). The record is from RefSeq and is a predicted model, not a curated record. The transcript is spliced from 25 exons. Gene Ontology annotation, cellular component: cytosol; nuclear envelope. Gene Ontology annotation, molecular function: small GTPase binding. The coding region runs from base 67 to 3120 and encodes 1017 amino acids. Lineage: Eukaryota; Metazoa; Chordata; Mammalia; Monotremata; Ornithorhynchidae. Gene Ontology annotation, biological process: protein import into nucleus.
CGGAGUCGGCGCGGCGGAGGAGGCCGCGGGGAGCGGCGAGGCGGCGGGGCCGGGCGCGGGGCCAAGAUGGAUCCCAACCGGAUCAUCCAGGCGCUGAAGGGCACCAUCGACCCCAAGCUGCGGGUGGCGGCGGAGAACGAGCUCAACCAGUCCUACAAGAUUAUUAAUUUUGCUCCAAGCCUACUGCAGAUUAUAGUCUCAGAACAAGUGGAAUUUCCAGUCCGCCAAGCAGCUGCCAUUUACCUGAAGAACAUGGUGACGCAGUAUUGGCCAGACCGCGAGCCUCCCCCUGGAGAGGCAGUCUUUCCGUUCAACAUUCACGAGAACGAUCGCCAGCAGAUCCGCGAUAACAUCGUGGAAGGAAUCAUUCGCUCUCCAGACUUAGUGAGGGUCCAGUUAACAAUGUGCCUCCGUGCUAUCAUUAAGCAUGACUUUCCUGGACACUGGACAGCAGUAGUUGACAAAAUAGGUUAUUACUUGCAAUCCCAGAGCAGUGGGAGCUGGCUUGGAAGCCUACUCUGUCUAUAUCAGCUGGUGAAGACAUACGAAUACAAAAAAGCCGAGGAUCGAGAACCCCUCAUAGCGGCGAUGCAGAUAUUCCUGCCUCGUAUUCAGCAGCAGAUCAUCCAACUCCUUCCCGACCCCUCUCAUUACUCUGUUCUCCUUCAGAAACAGAUUCUGAAGAUUUUCUAUGCACUUGUCCAGUACGCAUUGCCACUUCAGCUGGUGAAUAACCAAACCAUGACUCAGUGGAUGGAGAUCUUCCGCACUAUCAUAGACCGAACGGUGCCUCCCGAGACUUUACAGAUCGACGAAGAUGAUAGACCAGAACUCGUAUGGUGGAAGUGCAAGAAAUGGGCACUUCAUAUAGUAGCUCGCCUUUUUGAACGGUAUGGAAGCCCUGGAAAUGUGACAAAAGAAUAUUUUGAAUUUUCAGAGUUCUUUUUAAAAACGUACGCGGUAGGAAUUCAGCAGGUGCUCUUAAAAAUUCUAGACCAGUAUCGGCAAAAAGAAUACGUGGCUCCGCGAGUCCUUCAGCAGACGCUGAACUACAUGAACCAAGGAGUCAUUCAUUCCGUCACCUGGAAACAGAUGAAACCGCAUAUUCAAAAUAUAUCCGAGGAGGUGAUUUUCUCCGUGAUGUGCUACAAGGAUGAGGAUGAAGAGUUGUGGCAAGAGGAUCCAUAUGAGUAUAUUCGCAUGAAAUUUGAUGUGUUUGAAGACUAUGCUUCUCCCACAACCGCAGCCCAGAAUUUCUUAUAUACCGCAGCAAAGAAAAGAAAGGAGGUGUUGCCAAAAAUGAUGGCGUUCUGUUAUAAAAUCCUAACAGAACCCAACUUUGAUCCCAGGAAGGAAGAUGGAGCACUGCAUGUCAUAGGAUCCUUAGCUGACAUUUUGUUGAAGAAAAGCAUAUUCAAGGAUCAAAUGGAGUUGAUGCUACAGAAUCAUGUGUUUCCGUUGUUCUUAUCUAACCUAGGAUAUCUCAGAGCAAGGUCCUGUUGGGUUCUUCAUUCAUUCAGCACUUUGAAAUUCCACAAUGAGCUCAAUCUAAGAAAUGCGGUGGAACUGGCCAAGAAGAGCCUGAUCGAAGAUAAGGAAAUGCCCGUCAAGGUAGAAGCUGCCAUUGCUCUUCAGUCCCUGAUCAGUAACCAGGAGAAAGCCAAGGAAUACGUGAAGCCUCACGUCAGGCCCGUCAUGCAGGAGCUGUUGCAUAUUGUUAGAGAGACGGAGAAUGACGACGUCACUAAUGUCAUCCAGAAGAUGAUCUGUGUGUACAGUCAGGAGGUGGCCACCAUCGCCGUGGAUAUGACCCAGCACUUGGCUGAGAUAUUUGGAAAAGUUCUUCAGAGCGAUGAGUAUGAAGAGGUGGAGGACAAAACUGUCAUGGCUAUGGGAAUCUUACACACCAUCGACACCAUCUUGACGGUGGUCGAAGAUCACAAAGAGAUAACUCAGCAGUUGGAGAGUAUUUGUCUCCGGAUCAUUGGCCUUGUCUUGCAGAAACAUGUAAUAGAGUUUUACGAAGAGAUCCUUUCCCUGGCGUAUAGUCUGACUUGCCAGAUGAUUUCCCCGCAGAUGUGGCAGCUGCUAGGAAUAUUAUAUGAAGUCUUUCAGCAGGAUUGUUUUGAGUACUUUGCAGAUAUGAUGCCCCUCCUGCACAACUACGUGACGAUAGACACCGACACGCUACUGUCCAACCCUAAGCAUUUCGAGAUCAUCUACACCAUGUGCCGAAAGGUGUUGACGGGAGACGCAGGAGAAGAUGCGGAGUGUCAUGCGGCCAAACUCCUAGAAGUCAUCGUCCUUCAGUGCAAAGGAAGGGGAAUCGACCAGUGCAUUCCCCUGUUUGUCGAAGUGGUGCUGGAGAGGUUGACCCGAGGCGUUAAAACCAGUGAGCUGCGAACCAUGUGUCUUCAGGUGGCCAUCGCUGCUUUGUACUACGACCCUAACCUGCUCCUCCAAACUUUAGAGCACCUUCACUUUCCGCACAAUCCCGGGCCGAUCACUACGCAGUUUAUAAACCAGUGGAUGAAUGACACAGAUUGUUUUUUGGGCCAUCACGAUCGGAAGAUGUGUAUAAUAGGACUGAGCAUCCUACUGGAGUUGCAAAACCGACCUCCUGCCGUCGAAGCCGUUGUUGGACAGAUUGUCCCCUCCAUCCUCUUCCUUUUCCUGGGCCUGAAACAAAUGUGUGCCACCAGACAACUUAUAAAUCAAGAAGGUCAUGCUAAAGAUGAAAAAGCAGAUGCAGAAGAUAACGAGGAGAUCCCAAGCGAUGAAGAGGAGACCAACGAAACCGGUCAGCUGAUGCAAGAGAAUCUUGGAGGAGACGAAGAGGAAGAUGACGAAGAUGAUGACUGGGAUGAGGACGUGUUGGAGGAAACGGCCCUUGAGGGAUUCAGCACUCCUCUGGACCUAGAAAAUAGUGUGGAUGAAUACCAGUUUUUUACACAAGCCCUACUAACGGUUCAGAGUCGGGAUGCUGCUUGGUACCAUUCGUUGCUAGCUCCGCUCAGCGAGGAUCAGAAGAAAGCAUUACAGGAGAUCUGUACGGUCGCAGAAUACAGAAGGAGUGCUGCAGGGACAAAGAAUACUCAACAACAGUGGCUUCACAUCUGAGAGCAAAGGACUGUUCGCCUUUGGAACUAUACCUGGCAACUAUUGGAGAAAGAAACUGCAAGAGACUGAAUUUUAUCGUUGCAUUUUAUUUCACGACGGCUGUUGACGUGGGAGCGUCAAAGGAGAGAAAAUGAAGGAAGUUUUCCUUUGCAGUGUCCUGCUGUUCCAGCUUCCACCUGGCGUUCGACAGCACUUCCCUUUCCCUUCUCUCCCCCUCUUCUUUCCCCUCUCCCCACUACUGUAACGUGUGAAGUCUUUUUGAACGUUGGUCUGCACAGGUCAGAUCUUCGCCCCCAAAGGCUACCUGGCUCGGACGGGUUUAAAAGGUUCAAUCCAAUCCAUUUGCACUUCUCAGGUUUUUGCCAUGCCGAAUUGAUGGAUUCCUAAGGGUAACAGUGCCUUCUGUUGUACUUGGAUUGCCUGAAACAAAUGAACUUUCGGAGUGCAUUGUAACUUUUUCUAAACGUGCGUAAGGACAUCUUUCUAGAUAUACUGUACACCUGGGUUCCGUGUUUUCUCCGGUGAAUCUGCAUUUGAUGACGUGAAUUUGUCUGGCAUUUCCACCCAGAUCACUCUGGCCGCCACAGCGUUUCCACGCCCCCGCCCGGAGCCGACCUCUUUUGAUAACGGGCGGCUGCUUCUGAGAUAGUGAACUGAACACUGGGACCGUUGAGGAUUCUUCUCUGGUGUGUUGAGAACCUUCCGCUCUUUCCUUUACCCCCCUCCUUCCCUGCACCCGCAGGGAGUCCGGGCGUCUCGGUCAAGGGGACGGUCCGAGAUGACCAACCUACUUUUCGUGAGCUUAGGAAAGAGAGGUCGGGCUCAGGACUCUUCUGGCAGCACAGAACGCUGGCCCGGCAGGAGCUUUCGAGAGGGUCAGGUAGAGACCCGUGCGGGUGCGCUGAAGCCCGUGGUUUGGACGAACUAACUGACGGGAAGCAGUUCGAAGGCCCCGGCGAGAAGCCCUCAGCCAACCACGGGUAGUAGCGCUCCGAUUCGCACGGCCCGCCUUUCUGGAUUGGAGGUCCGUCCUCUCGUUAUUCCGGCUGUAUCGAAGAAAGCACUGAGGUCCACAUAUUUUGGAGCAAUCCUUUUCCCUAGGAAAAAGGCAGAAGCAACCCCCACCCUCUCCUUUUGGAGAACUGAAUCUCUCUCUGUAGCCAACUCUCCCGGCCUCGCUUUGUUGUGACGUCGUUCCCGCGGUUAGAUCGUUGCUCAUUUGCACCCGUGUCUUCUCGUGUCUCGACUAUCCGAAGCUCCCCUCCUUCGCAGCGGUGGGGCUUACGCAAUCAGACCCGUUUUCUCUAUUUGGGGGAGACCAGAACGUACUGUAAUAGGGACUCUUCCUUUUCAGUGAUGAAAAUGGAAAUUCUCACACUAGACCACUAUUUUAUGGGAGGGCGGUUAACAAAUCGAUCCGAACUCUAGAUCCGAACGCACUUGACGUGGAAUACCUCUCUUCACGUAGAACCCACGCGACCGAAUCGCUUUCCUGUCCGUUCUCAGAGUAAAUUUCCUCUCUCGGCCUUUCCGAGGCUACCGCUCCCUGACUCUGUGGCAUUUUGAUGGGGCGAUUCUGUUCUCUGUUAGGCGGCGGGAGGCGGUGGAAGGGUGAGGGUCGGUACACGGAAGGGUUGAAAGCGGGAGCAUCUUUUCUUCCUCUGUCCCCCCCCGGGGCGGAAUCGAGCGCUUCUUCUGGCAAUAAACGCGAGGUGUUUCGUCCCUUUUAGAAGGGAAUUCCGUCGGUCAGAAUUUUAGGACUCGUCGUACUUUGCCUCUCUUUACAUAUGGUUCUCUUUAAAUGUGAUGAAUAACAUGCCUUCCCACAUGAUGGUAAGAAGGCAGAGGGAUGUUCUUCCCGUUUUAUAGUCUGCUCGUUCUGUGUUUAAAGGGAGAGGACGCAAAUGUGCGUUUAUUUGUCUUGUUUUUGAAGCCAGGGUAGUUGUGAAACUUAGGUACCAGCAGUGCUAAACUGAAUUUGAUCUGAUUACCCUUGGAAAUGCAGAAUCUUUUGAAUGUAUUGUAAAAUAAAAUCAAGACUGAUAACCAGAA